Molecule: messenger RNA, 987 nt
Organism: Corylus avellana
Lineage: Eukaryota; Viridiplantae; Streptophyta; Magnoliopsida; Fagales; Betulaceae
Source: RefSeq, a predicted model, not a curated record
CUAGACGCCUAGACUUAAAGCCAAUUGUACAGUAAAGACUGUAAAGGCAUCUGCAGCUUACACUUUUCGAACGCAAUGGACGUCGCAAGAGGAGCCACUCAGCUUCUCUCUUCCCAGAACGUCGGAGAUCUUGUCGAUUCCGUCGAAGCUUUUCUCUUCGACUGCGACGGUGUGAUUUGGAAGGGUGAUGCACUUAUUGAUGGCGUCCCGCAGACAUUGGAUAUGCUUCGCUCCAAGGGAAAGAAGUUGGUGUUUGUGACCAAUAAUUCCACAAAAUCAAGGAGGCAAUACGCUAAGAAAUUUCAUUCCUUGGGAAUUUCUGUCAAUGAGGACGAGAUAUUCUGCUCAUCCUUUGCGGCUGCUAUGUUCUUGAAGGUCAAUAAUUUUCCAAGAGAAAAAAAGGUUUAUGUGAUAGGUGAGGAAGGUAUAUUGGAAGAGUUGGAGCUUGCUGGAUUUACUGGUCUUGGUGGCCCGGAGGAUGGCAAAAAGACAGUACAGCUGAAACCAAAUUGCCUCUUUGAACAUGAAAAGACUGUAAUGUAUCAGAUUGAUUCUAAUUUCUUUGAGAAUUUUACUUUGUGUUGUUUGCUUGCUAUUGAAAUGCUGCAGAACUCCUAUUCCCAGGUUGGAGCUGUAGUUGUUGGACUAGAUCAGUAUAUUAACUAUUACAAGCUUCAAUAUGGAACCCUUUGCAUUCGUGAGAAUCCUGGAUGCCUUUUCAUUGCUACUAAUCGCGAUGCAGUCGGACAUAUGACUGAUUUGCAAGAGUGGCCUGGUGCAGGGUGUAUGGUGGAUGCUAUUUGUGGAUCAACCCAGAAGGAGCCUAUUGUAGUUGGAAAGCCGUCCCCCUUUUUAAUGGACUUCUUAGUACAAAAGUUAGCAUUCUGAUUGGAAUCAUUGUAUAAAUUACAAUCAUGUAAAUUCAGGCACAUAAUCUACAAUACAACUCAUCUUUUUACUGAAAUCACAUGCUUUAAUCAGAACCUU